UUCUUUGUCCAGUUUUUCUUGAAACCUAUACACCACUUGCUAUUUGUAACGCCUACAAAACAACAGGAAUAUGGCCAUUUAAUCCUAAUGCUAUUAAUUCUGACCGUUUAGAUCCUUCAUUAAUAACAGAAAAAUUUAUUGACUCAUCUUUACAAAUCCAGCCAUUCGUCCAACCAUUCGUUCAACCUGUUGAAUCAAGUCCAGCAUUUCCAUCUCAUUCUACACGAUUAAAUAUUAAUAUGUUAAAAGAAGAAAAUAUUAUGCUUAAAAAUAAAAAUGAAUUAAUGAAGGCCCAAAUUGCACAAAUAAAAGAGGAGCUAAAUACUUAUAAAAAUCCUGGAACAUGUACCUUACGUUCAGCCCUUAAAUAUCCAGUUCCUCAGAAAGACACUUCCAUUUGCCCGGCUUCUCACAAUGAGGAAAGUUGGCAGCAAUUAAAAACGAUAAAUGAAGAAGCAGAACGUAAAAUCGUGGAAAUGAAACAAAAAAAAGAGGCAGCAGCUCAAAAAAAGGCUGCACAGGAACUUAACUUAAUACAAAAAAAUGAAGAACGAGCUAGAAAAGCUCAACAAAAAUUAACAAAAAACAAAUAA
This is a messenger RNA of Funneliformis geosporum, 593 nucleotides long. NCBI's taxonomy places the organism in Eukaryota, Fungi, Glomeromycota, Glomeromycetes, Glomerales, Glomeraceae. The record is from the annotation of a GenBank genome assembly.